AUUUAAAAAAAUAAAAAAGAUGAAGCAUAUUCCUAUACUAUCAACACCGCCAUCUAUUAUUUUUAUUGAUCUUGAAUUAGCGCCAGGAGAAAGUCGAAGUUAUAUUUAUAACUUUAAAUUGCCAUCUCAACUUCCACCAAGUUAUGACGGUAAAUCUAUAAAAAUAAAUUAUCAUUUAUCUAUUGGUACACAAAGUUCAGGAAAAAGUAUACAACCAUUAAAAGUAUCAAAUAUUCCAUUUGAAGUUUUAUAUAAAAUUGAUGAUUUGGGGAAUCAAAUCAUAUAUGAUCUUUUUUCUCCUAUAAUAUAUUUAACUGAUGAAGCAGAAAUAUUUUCAUAUAAUUUAUCAAAAAAUGAUGAUAUCUCAAAUACAGAAGAAAAUUCCAAUAAUUUGGAUUCUACGUAUGAAGAUGAUGAAUAUUCCAAGAAAGAUUUUAUUUAUUAUUUAUCAGAACAUAUACUUGAUGAGUCUCUAAAAGAUUUACUUUUAUCUAAUAGUAUUGAAGAAAAUACACAAGAACAUUUUCCUGAUACUCAAAAACAGAUAAAUCCUUUAAUUAAUAUGAAAAAUAAAAUACAAGAUAUAAUUGAAAACAAUUCAUCAUAUAAUAAUUUUUCAAAUAAAAAAUUUAAUAUUAAUAAGAAUGGAAAUAUAAUUGGAAUUAUAUCAAUUUUAAAACUAUCUUAUAGUUUAGGUGAAACAAUAACAGGAGUUAUCGAUUUUUCAUCUUCAAAAAUACCAUGUUAUUAUGUAAAAUUUUUCCUAGAAACAACAGAAAUAAUUGAAGAAUCAAUCACAAACUGUUCAAAGUCUAAUAUUUCUCAAGCAACUCGUAAAACAUAUGAUAGUUAUUCAGAAACUACAUUAUGUGCCUCUAGAAUACAAUUUAAACUACUUAUUCCUACUAAGGCUCCAUUUUCUUUUAAAACUUCUGGAGUUUCUUUAUUAUGGACAAUACGACUAGAAAUAACAAUACCGCUAACUUCUGAACAACUAAAUAAUGAGGAUUAUUCUCCUGCAAAAACCUUAACCCUUCCAAAAUUGGUCAAAGAGAAUUAUAGAGAUUAUCGAGAAACACAUUAUUUUGCGUCAUUUUCUUUGGAAUGUGAAACUUUCUACUGUACAAUACCUAUUAUGGUUUUCCCUUCAUUAAAAUCACACCUUUCUUCAAAUCAUUUAAACACAACAUUUUAUAUAUAA
This is a messenger RNA of Pneumocystis carinii B80, 1201 nucleotides long. RefSeq lists its product as hypothetical. The coding region runs from base 20 to 1201 and encodes 393 amino acids. The record is from RefSeq and is a predicted model, not a curated record. Gene Ontology annotation, cellular component: Ric1-Rgp1 guanyl-nucleotide exchange factor complex; Golgi membrane. NCBI's taxonomy places the organism in Eukaryota, Fungi, Ascomycota, Pneumocystomycetes, Pneumocystales, Pneumocystaceae. The transcript is spliced from 5 exons. Gene Ontology annotation, biological process: retrograde transport, endosome to Golgi.